Grosmannia clavigera kw1407 is the source of this 447-nucleotide messenger RNA. RefSeq lists its product as uncharacterized. Lineage: Eukaryota; Fungi; Ascomycota; Sordariomycetes; Ophiostomatales; Ophiostomataceae. The coding region runs from base 1 to 447 and encodes 148 amino acids. The transcript has 3 exons. The record is from RefSeq and is a predicted model, not a curated record.
AUGUCUUCCACAUCCAAAGCAACCAGCAAGACCCAGUGGCUUUCCGACCGCCUCAGCCAGCCCAUCAAGGACCUCAUCUCCAAGUUCUAUGCACUAGCCGACCUAAAAGCCCCAGAGGCCGGUCCACGCAUGGCCGUCGAGGUUUUCUCAGCUGACGCCCUCAUGAUCACGGCCAACGGAACCUUUCAUAGCUCCUCUGAAAUAUCCCGGAGCAGAGACAAUGCCUGGGCUGUGGUGGCCACAAGGCAACACCAUGUUCUCCAGGUCUUCGCCGGUGAUCAGGACGUCCCCGAUAUUGCUCUUAUCGGCUCUCUUGAUACGGGCUUCACAAAUGGAAAAACCCUGACCGCUCCCUUUGCUUCCCUUCUUAAGUUGGAUUGGCCGACGGGUGCGGAACCUCGUAUCAGGCAUCUCGAAGUCUUUGCCCUCCAUUUGCCGCUGCACUAA